GCAUGUUUGCCUCUAUACAUGUGUGUGUGUGUGUAUGCGCCAUCAUGUGUCUUCAUGUGUGUAUGCAUGUGCACGUUUGUCGCUAGGGGCGAGAUGCUGAAAUUGUGCACCAGCGAAUGAGGGAAUAUUCCUGGCUGUCAUGUGACUGUGUGAUGUCAGAGAGAGAGAGAGAAAGAAAACAGAGAUACAGAGAGAGAGAGAGAGAGAGAGAGAGAGAGAGAGAGAGAGCAAGGUGCAAUUUAGCCCCACAGCUGAUCCGUGCAGUGUUCAGAGAGAAGCCGAGACGACCAGACGCACACACACACUCUCACUCUCACACGCACUCUCUUUUUGCCUUGCCUGUAAACACAGAUGCACUUCACACACAUCAGCACAGUUACACACAUAACUCCGAGGCAUCAGCCUUAAAAAAGAAAGGAUGCAUUGCUUCAUCUACUUUGCAAGCUCAUAACACUUUGGAUACUGAGGACAUUUCUGCCUCCUGGACAAGAGUAAAACGACACUUAACUGGGGACAGAAACGUGCAGGAGAACAGCGGGAAAAACUGAAGACGAAGAGAAAGAAGACAAAGAAGGAGUAAAUAAGAGAGAAAAGAAGAGACAAGACAACAAGACCGGGAGAAUGUCCUUCCUGUCUGGCUCGACCUGGCAGCAGCCUGGCAUUAUUAGUGGUAGCGGCGGGUACGGACAACCUUCCAGUGGGCAUCAACAACAGCAGCAGCAGCAGCAGCAGCAACAGCAACACAAACCUCCCGCUGCCCUCUCUGGUGCCAACAUCCCUGCGGUCCUGGCCUCCUCUCCGUUGUCGCCCUCCAGCCUGGCCUCAGAGCGGCGCAAUGACUGGCACUGCCAAGGCCAGAUGGCACCGGGAGGGCAGGUUGCCGCUGCAACGCAGGGGGGGUCCAAAAUAACUUUGACGGAAGACGAGGCAAAAUUAGGGCGAGGCAGGACCGAGGGGACGCUGUCUGGGAUGGCGGCCGAAGCGCCGGGAACGCAGAGCUUCCUGAUGCCGGCGCUGAAGAUAGAGGAUGAGGGGUCUGGAGGGGGGAGGCCGAGGGAGGACGGACAUUGGGUGGGAGGUGCAGGGGGGUCAUUAGGGAGUGCAGGACAAAGCCCUAGCAGCCCACUGUCUUCACGCUCUUCCCCUUCCUCUUCAAUACCUUCCCCUUCUAUCUCACCUGGGAGAUCCUUCCCGAAUUCUGCGCCAGACCAUAAACCCACAUCAAACUUUGGACACAAUAAUCUGCAACAAAACCGUACAGGUGGCAAAGAUGGCUUCGACAUCCAGGGAUCUCAAGCGUCUGCCCAGGGCCAGGGUUUGCUUCCUCCUCCGAAACAGGCUUCAGGGUCAGGGGAGAGAAACACAUUGAACCCUUGCUUCACUGGAAGUACCAGAUCAAGUCCUGGAAAUAAAGAGGAUGAGAAGGAAUCUGUUACGUCCUCCACAUCUGGAGGCCUACUCGGAAAUCUGAGAGAAGAUUCAGCUGCAGUUCCAACUAAUCAAACGCUCAAGCCAUCUUUAGGAAAGCAAAGUGUUGAUGUACAACCUACUGGUUCUGCUCCUUCUGCUGCCGACCUAACAGGAAGUAAAGAUGGUGCCACCGCAGGGCCUAGAACAGGCCUAUCUCCACCCUCAGCCAACUUAAGCCAUACUGAAAAAGGGAGGACGGGGUCAUGUACUCCACCUGGCGUAACAGGCCUGUUACGAGAUGUAAGUUGUGUUGAGGAUGGGAGAGCGGGAUCAUGUGGUACUUUGAGCAGAGAGACAAAAACCAGUAGUGAACUGCCACAGCGGACGGCAGUGAGACGGGCAAUGUCUGAUUGUUCGCACCUGUCCGUUCCCAUGGUAAUGGCUGGAACGUACCCCACCAGCAUGGGAGGCUCGCCAACGAUGAUACCCAACGUACCGAAUUUUGCCCUGAUGGGAUCAGCGUGCCCGCCCAGGGCGCCCUACCCACAUGUGGCUGUCCGACGCUCGCUCACGGUCACGGGCGGCACAGAAGCUGCAGCUGCAUUGGUGACGAUGAUGUCAUCCCCGUUAAUGACGUCCGCCGUAUUGCCAUCGUCCCCACCACCUAGGAGGCAUCAUGGGAGCUCUGAGACCAAUUUCUUACUUCCUGUUCCACUCCCUGCAGGAACGUCCGUUAACAGCACCCAAGAUAAUAAACCGAACAUAACGGUGAAAUCUGACAACAAGGACAAGCUGGAGAAGACGGACAUCAUGUCCGGCAAGACAGACAAGUUUGACGCCUUCGGCAAGAAAGAAGAGCAGCAGAAGAAGGACGCCGGCCCGGACCAGAACCAGAAGUCUGAGAAAAUCCUCAAAGACGAGGACAAGAUGGAGAAGAACAACAAGGCCAACGAGAAGGCGGAGAAGGUGGACAAGCCGGAGAAGACCGACAAAGACGAGAAGAAGCCGGCCGAGAAGAAGGAGGAGAAGGGAGGGAAAGGGACGGCCAAGUCUCCAACGGGCAACGGCGGCAAGUCCCUGCCGAGCCCCGACGGCAAGACCAAGCCUGACGCCAAAUCCCGCCCAUCCACCCUCUCCACCAAUGGCGAGGCCACCUCGGCCAAACGCCCCUCCCCCACCACAGCCAAUAAAAAAAGCCCCGUACCCAAGGCGACCACGCCCACCGCCGCCAAGCGGCCGUCAACAGCAGCUGGCUCCGCCAAGGCCGCCAAGACUCCAGAAAAUGAGAAACGCCCACCAAUGCCAAAGGCCACGCCCACACCCCGUGCGACAGCCAGUAAGAACGGCUCCUCUGCGACCCCUGCAAGUAAACCUGCUGCGAACAAGAAUGACAAGACUGAGAACAAGACGGGAGAGGCCAAGAAACCCAAGACUACAGCCCGUCCUCGCCCGGUCUCCACCACUACUCCUGCCGCCUCCACUAACGGCGAAGCCGCUCACCGCCGCCGCGUCCUCACUAAACCCCCCGUGCCCAAGCAGACCCCGAUGGAGAAGAAGCCGCCGGUGCCCCGUGCUCCUCGAACCCCCCGGCCCAUCAACGCUCCGACACCUGACCUGAAGAACGUCCGCUCCAAGAUCGGAUCCAUUGACAACAUCAAGUACCAGCCCGGCGGAGGAAAGGUCUCCACCCCGAACAACAAGGCAUCCGACCCCUCCACCCCCGCCGCCAAGGCCAAAGUUCAGAUAGUGCACAAAAAGCUGGACUUCAGCCAUAUCACGUCUCGCUGUGGCUCCAAGGACAAUAUCAAACAUGUCCCUGGAGGUGGCAAAGUGCAGAUCCUGAAUAAGAAGGUUGAUCUGAGCAAGGUGACGUCCAAAUGUGGCUCAAAGGACAACAUGAAAUAUAAGCCAGGUGGAGGUGACGUGAAGAUUGAGGCCAAUAAGCAAAACUUAAAAACUAAGUCUAAGAUUGGAUCCAUGGACAACGUGGGGCCGGACAACGGACAUACCAACGGACACAAGGAGGAGAAGACACCUUCACCCCCAAGUGGCGCUCCGACAACAGGACCAGCAGGCGUUGCUAAGGCAACAGCACCAGCAGGUGUUGCUAAGGAGAACGGGGUGAAGGAGCCCACACCUACUCCUUUUGGGGGAGACGGACUGAGGGAGCAUAGCAUAGACAAACGCAUCACUGAGACAAAUUGAGUCCCAGUGACCUGUAGAUUUUGGCGGGACACGCAUGGCGCUCGCCAACCUGCCAAUCAACUGACCAACCAACCUACCACGGCGCAGUCACUUCCCUUUGGCCCACGCCCUUCAUCUCGCUCCCACCGCAGCACCGAACCGACCGAUCGCCUCUCAGUGUUUCUCUGGGGUCCGCCUGCCGGCUUCCUGCUAUACCAACCCUGACCUUUGACCUCUCGACGGUUGACCUUUGGCCCUGCCUACCACAGAGAAGAGCACUUGCUGUUUGUCUGUGUUUCUGUGUGCGGGGUUCCACCAGCUUCUCGACUGACGAGCACUGAUUUAGAGGACUUCCAACCUCAAAACCCCAAAUUUAACAUCACCACCCUACGCAAUAAACCCACUAUUGUAGUCGUUGAUGUAUGGAAGUAUACCGAGCAUAGCCAGGUUUAGAAUAUCCCCACCUAUCAGUCUAAUACUGUUUAAACACCCUGCCUCAGAACUUCUUUAAAUCUAUUCUAUGGUGCCUUCUACAGGCCUUCACAAUUCAAAACCACUUUCGUUAGCAGACCUAUGCUAACGCUACUACUUGCCCCACCUCCAUUCCCACAUCCCAGCCCCCUUGCCAGUGAUUAUUUCCACAUCUACAGUAUCUACGGCGCUGCAUGUUGUUACAUGAUAGUUAACAUUUAUCUCCCAUUACAUCUCUUGGUAUCAUUGCACCAGUUUGUCUCACCUCACAUUUAUUACAAUAAUGCUUCUUUAUCUCUGGACUGUUGAUUAAUAUCAUGAUGCUUACUGUAAGCAGUGAUCGGUGCAGAAGACGGGGGCUUAUGUGGAGUAGAGAAGAUGCAAUUGACCCCUUCGCUAAGCCCCGCUCCGCCACGCCCCGCCGCUGCUACUCCGUCAAGCCGUCAGAGCUACCAUAGAGCCCACACUGUCACUCCCUGCAUAAAUAUCAAUCAUUUUUGGAAAAGGCGAUUUCAGAGAGAAGCAGACAGAAGGGUCUACAAUAUACGUUUGGAGGAUACAUCAGGAUGUCAAACUGAUUCAGCAGCGAAAACGGGUUAUGAAAGAUAAAGAUAGAAGCUAAAGCCUACAAAUAAAAGUGAACCACCGUCACCUGGUGGUCGAGACAGAAGACGAUGAAAUUAAGAAAAACACCCGGGUAUGUUUGUAUUCACUGUUAAAAUCACAAAUUACAAAGCAAAAGCAGCAUGUGUAUACAUUCAGUAUACCUUCAGUAGCUAGCGUAGCAUAGUGCUAAACGAGUAUCACUAUCACACAACGUUUAACCACGACGGGUAACGAGUAUCACUAUUACACCACGUGUUAACCACGACUAGCUCUAAAUCCACAAAACCAGCCUGAAGAUGAAGAAAGUCGAUUGCAUGUGAGUUUAUGGAGCAGAGGCGGAUAGUUGUCGGAAACCUGGUUGACGCUGGCCGAUGCUACGCUGUGAUUGGCCAGUCUGCGUUCAAGGGGCGGGACUUAGCGAAGGGGUCAAUUGAAGACGUUUGGAAAUAGGUCCAAAGAAUGGAAAUAGGUCUAAAGAUAGAGUUUGAAAAUCAGUGUGGAAAGAAGCGUUCAGGAUGUCAGAGAAUUCCUGUGUUAUACUUCAAGAAAAGAUGCAUUCACUGACAGUCCAUUCACAGAAAUUUAUAACAAAGCGGACGACUUUUACUGCAAUUAGAAAACAUAAUUUAACGAUGUGGUUAGUGCAUGAUAAUCAGAAGAAGAAGGGUAGAAAUAAAAGGGAUGCGGGAGCUCUGUGGCUUCUCUGGGUAGCCUCGGCUCAAAAAAAGGAUUUGGCACUGCAGUUAAGAUCACAGUAUUUAACCUUGAAGGAUUCAAACUGAAGGAGCGUAUUUAACCGUUUAGGAUAAGUGUUUAACCUUGGAGUUGAACUGCUAGCUGCUAGCACCUUUUAGGCAAGCAACAUGAUUAAUGCACAGUAUACUGUAUGUAGCACUUCUCUUAUUAUCUGGGUGAAGACCCGGUCGCGCCAGCACUUUGAAAGGCGAGAUUUUAUGGCAAAAUCCAUUCAUUACAAUGCAAUCGGUAUUGUGACUGACUAGGCUAGCAUGUUCUCUUCUUGCUAGUCUUAGCGGUUUGCAUUUUUUCCAACGUGCCCUGCGAUUAGCCCCUUACGUCACCAAGCUGCUAAAACCACAUAAUUCGAGUAAACGUGCGGAUGAAUUUCACCAUUCCACUUCCUGGUGUGCCCGGACCUUAAUUCACUACGACACAAUGUUCUUUAUUCUUUAUUUGUUUGUGUUCCCCAUUAGCUUCCACAAAUUGGUCGCUAGUCUUCCUGUGAUAGCACACUACUUAAAGGGGACGUAUCAUGAAAAGAUCACUUUUUCAAGUGCUUGUGCUCAUACAUUUGGGUAUCUGGAGUGCCUACCAACCCACAAACUGUGAAAUAA
Molecule: messenger RNA, 6023 nt
Organism: Sebastes umbrosus (honeycomb rockfish)
Lineage: Eukaryota; Metazoa; Chordata; Actinopteri; Perciformes; Sebastidae
Gene: map4l
Product: microtubule associated protein 4 like
Exons: 12
Coding region: 622-3615 (997 amino acids)
Biological process (GO): neuron projection development; microtubule cytoskeleton organization
Cellular component (GO): neuron projection
Molecular function (GO): microtubule binding
Source: RefSeq, a predicted model, not a curated record